AUGGUAACCACUUCCAACAAAGUUUCAGUGGUCCAACAGUCUCACGGGAUGCACCCCCUGACGUCCCUCCUGCCCUACAGCAACGACCACUUCAACCCCAGCCCCCCCCACCUGCCCACAGACAUGAGUCAGAAAGGCAUUCACAGGCCCCAGUCCCAGGACAUCUCAGGCUUCUACUCCCUACCCCCUGGCGGUGUAGGACAGAUGCCCCCCUCCAUGGGCUGGCAAAGUCAGCCUGUCUAUCCCCUGUCCUCAUGUGGAUUCAGACAGCCCUACUCCUCCAGUCUCCCCAACAGCUCUUCCUACCCCAGGUUCUCUCACUCUCUGAUGCUGGGGCCAGGCAUGCACCCCACGGGGAUCCCCCACCCAGCCAUCAUGCCCCCUUCAGGCAAACUGGACCAUCAUGACCAUUACGACAGGAACAUGUACGCGAAGCCUCACCAGGAGCCCAAGCGGGAGAAGGAGCCCAAGAAGCCGGUGAUCAAGAAGCCUCUGAAUGCUUUCAUGCUGUACAUGAAGGAGAUGAGGGCCAAGGUGAUCGCUGAGUGCACACUGAAGGAGAGCGCUGCCAUCAACCAGAUACUGGGCCGAAGGUGGCACGCCCUGACCCGGGAGGAGCAGGCCAAGUACUAUGAGCUGGCCAGGAAGGAGCGGCAGCUACACAUGCAACUCUACCCCAGCUGGUCCGCCAGAGACAACUACGGCAAGAAGAAGAGAAGAAAAAGAGAGAAGCAGCAGGACUCCUCAGCAGACCCUGGCUCUCCUAAGAAAUGCAGAGCUCGCUUCGGCCUCAACCAACAAACGGACUGGUGCGGUCCCUGCAGGUAG
This is a messenger RNA of Salvelinus namaycush (lake trout), 828 nucleotides long. Its product is annotated as transcription factor 7-like 2. Gene Ontology annotation, cellular component: beta-catenin-TCF complex. The record is from RefSeq and is a predicted model, not a curated record. Gene Ontology annotation, molecular function: RNA polymerase II cis-regulatory region sequence-specific DNA binding; DNA-binding transcription factor activity, RNA polymerase II-specific. The coding region runs from base 1 to 828 and encodes 275 amino acids. The transcript is spliced from 10 exons. Lineage: Eukaryota; Metazoa; Chordata; Actinopteri; Salmoniformes; Salmonidae. Gene Ontology annotation, biological process: regulation of transcription by RNA polymerase II; canonical Wnt signaling pathway.